CCGAUAUAUAUCUUUGCAAUAACGCGGCGUGUUGUUCUCUGCCUCUCUCCCAGGACGUCCCUGAAGCUGGAGUCGCUGGAGGACGCCGUGGUGCUCGACUCGCCGGAUGACGACCUGCUGCAGGACAAGCGCGGCUGCCCGGCCUACGUCAGUCCGGAGAUCCUCCGCAGCCACGCGCAGUACUCGGGGCGCGCGGCCGACAUGUGGAGCCUGGGCGUCAUCCUGUACACCACGCUCGUGGGGAGGUACCCGUUCAACGACACGGGCCACGCGUCGCUGUUCGCCAAGAUCAGCCGGGGCCACUUCGUGAUGCCCGAGUGGCUGAGCCCGCGGGCGCGCUGCCUCAUCCGCUCGCUGCUGCGGCGGGACCCCUCCGAGCGGCUCACGGCCGAGGACGUGCUGCGGCACCCCUGGCUCCAGGACCGCAACGGCCAGGACGACCUCCUCGCCGGCGACGGCCACCACCGCCACCACCACGGCCUCGGAGGCAGCGACUCCUCCGGCGACCAGCUCGUCCCGGACGUCAUGUAGGCCGAGGCCAGGCUCCCGCCGCAUCCAGCUUACGCCGCCGCCUCGUCGAAAAGCGUUUGGACAAAUUGUGUUGAACACCCUGGAGGGAAGUCCAUCCUGUAUCCGUAAAUUAUCUUACGAUCAGAAGAGGGAAGAGUAUUUAUUAUCAAAAGCCAACAAUUGCCAUACACGCGACGUAGGUAUUGAUUAAAUUGUGUUCAGUCAAGUACACCACGUUGUGUCGUUGCAGUCGACGUGUCCACUGUGUGUGUUGUCAGUACCCACGUUCCGUUGUCUUCAAUGACAAGUAA
Messenger RNA from Frankliniella occidentalis (western flower thrips), 821 nucleotides. RefSeq names its product tribbles homolog 2-like. The annotation marks the transcript as partial. Gene Ontology annotation, biological process: positive regulation of proteasomal ubiquitin-dependent protein catabolic process; protein phosphorylation; regulation of MAP kinase activity. Gene Ontology annotation, molecular function: ATP binding; mitogen-activated protein kinase kinase binding; protein kinase activity. The transcript has 2 exons. The record is from RefSeq and is a predicted model, not a curated record. NCBI's taxonomy places the organism in Eukaryota, Metazoa, Arthropoda, Insecta, Thysanoptera, Thripidae. Gene Ontology annotation, cellular component: nucleus.